UCUCUCUUGUUAUCACUCCUUGGCGACGAUGUUUUAAUCUACUUUCCUGUUGGUGACACAAAAACACUUUUCAAAACAACCUCUCUUUUAUUUUCCUUCGCUCACUCUUCCUAUAAAGGAGAAAGCAAAACGAGCUUCUAUUGUUAGUGUUGAUGUAACUCUCUCGUCGUCUGCACCGUAUUAUGUCCUUAAACUGACCAUCUCUAACAAUUAUCAGAGUUCAACAUAAAAGCUUGACAACGACAACUUCGCUGAGAAGCAUUAGCAACAACACAAGCGAAACGAUGGCUCCACUAAAGUUCAUCAUAGGAACCUGCUUGGUGGUCGGUGUUUGGGCCUUAUCCACACAACUACAGAACUCUGUUUUCUCAUCGGCAUAUUCAAUGUUGCUUCUCUUUAUCCAGCUGAUAUUUAUUCAGACUGCUAUAAUGCAUUUCAACAGGAAGACGUACAUUGAUCCAGAACGGAAAGCUGUUCUUAUAACAGGUUGUGAUACUGGAUUUGGCCAUGAACUGGCAGUGAAAUUAGAUCUGAAAGGCUUCUCUGUGUAUGCUUGUUGUCUUUUUGCGAAUGGAACUGGCGCUAACAUGUUGCGAGAAAAGAUGUCAUCGAAGAGCAAAGUAAUACAACUAGAUGUUGUCAGUGAUGAACAGUUACAAAAAGCCGUGAAAGAUGUGAAGAGCGAUCUUGGGCCUAACAUGCUGUGGGCUCUUGUGAAUAACGCUGGAAUUGCUGAAAUAUCAGAAAUUGAAUGGUGUGCCGUGAGCCAGUUCCAGCAUAUCAUGAACGUUAACGUAAUGGGAAUGGUUCGUGUGACGAAAGCUUUCUUGCCCUUACUUCGUGAAUCAAAAGGCAGAGUGGUCAAUGUGGCCAGUCUUGCAGGUCGAUUCACGCUGCCAGCAUUCUCGGCGUACUCUAUGUCCAAAGUUGCAUGCAUUGCCUUCUCAGAUGGAUUGCGACAAGAGAUGAACAAAUUUGAAAUUAAAGUUAUAACCGUUGAGCCAGGACUAUACAAAACUCCAAUUGUAAACGAAGACAGCAUUGAAGAUAAGAACAGGAAGUGCUGGGCUGAGACACCAAAAGACAUCACCGACGUGUAUGGCGAAGAAUAUUUCGACAGUUUCAUAAAAUCGAUUAAGACGCAUUUGAAGCGAGCCCGUAGCAAUGUCAGCGAAGUGGUUGAGAUGAUGGCUGAAGCUGUGUGUAUAGAGAGACCAAAGAUACGCUACGUUCCUUACUGGCUAGCCAAUAUACGUGCAAAUAUUCUCAUGUUGCUUCCGAGUCAAGUAAAAGACUGGAUCUUUGGUCUGAGAGCGUGUAAAGUACUGCCUACUGGAUCUGCUAAAAUACAUUCCGCACACAUUCACAGUUGAAUUACACACAGCAUACAAGUUUAUGGAUAGGCAUUUGUACAUAAUCAGACAGCAUUUUAAAUAUAUCCUCAUUUAAACAGAUAACUAAAUACUUACACACAAACAAACGCACAUAUGUAUCUACAUACAUGUAAGCAUGUAUGUGUGUAUAUGUGUGUCUUAUAUAUAUAUAUAUAUAUAUAUAUAUAUGUGUGUAUGUAUGUUUUCAAUUUUUUUUUUUCAUAUUAUGGAUGAAGUCUGGAUUUUGGGUUAAAAAAAAAAGUUAAAAUGUAGUAUUUACAUGAAUCUGCUUCUAUCCAAUCUACCUAAAAUAGGUACUUAUUUGUGUGAAUUCGACACAGAAAGACAUGGCUUCAGUGGGAGAACUAUCUUACUGCUGCCCGCGCCGUUUAAGCACCGCCAUCUGGACCACGGAGGGAUGCAGCUAUUGAAGCCAAAUGCCUAAUGAUCUCUUCACAUUUGUUUUCUUUUUACUUAAUUGGUUUAUACACAAGCUUGACAUCAGCUCUAUCACUUCUACCUAUUUGAAAAGACAUGGUGUUCCUUGGAGAAUGGGUAUAUAUAAAUACAUACAUAUAUAUAUAUUUAUGUAUUAUGUAUAUAUUUAUAUUAAUGUAUUAUAUAUAUUUAUAUAUAUGUAUUACAUAUAUGUAUGUAUAUAUACUGUAUAUGUAUUUGUAUAUAUAUAUAUAUAUAUAUGUGUGUGUGUGUGUGUGUGUGUGUGUGUGUGUGUGUAUACGUAUGUGCAUAUAAAGUAAACGGCUUAUAAAUAUUUGCUUAUUCGUAUAUAUAAUAUGUGUGUAUCAAUAUAUGUGCUUGCAUGAAUGCAUGUAUGUAUGCAUGAAUAUAGAUAUACGUAUGAAUAUGUAGAUAUAAGUACAGAUAUAUUACUAUAUAUAUUAGCGUAUGUAUACAU
Molecule: messenger RNA, 2289 nt
Organism: Octopus bimaculoides (California two-spot octopus)
Lineage: Eukaryota; Metazoa; Mollusca; Cephalopoda; Octopoda; Octopodidae
Product: short-chain dehydrogenase/reductase family 9C member 7
Biological process (GO): steroid metabolic process
Cellular component (GO): intracellular membrane-bounded organelle
Molecular function (GO): oxidoreductase activity
Source: RefSeq, a predicted model, not a curated record